AGUGAUAGUCGUGUUUACAAGUUACCCGUAAGUUUUUAACGUCACGUCAAAAAAGUGCAACGCGAGUUCUACGAGCAUUUACUAUGUAAAGUGCUAAUCGUUAGGAAGGUCGCCAUUUUGUAUGAACAGGCCCGGUUGUACAAACGGCCCGACUUAAAAAAAAAAAAAAAAUAAUAAUUAAGUACACACCGAAAGUAUUUAAAUACUUGACAACGUAUGAGUUCAAUAAUCACCCGGUGUAUUUUAUCACAAUACCACAAUAUAAAUAAUUAUUAUUUAUUGUCUGAUUGUGUAUGUCUUUAAAUACGUCGGUAGACUACGCCACCAAGUUUUUUUUGUCAUUCUGUUCUGCUUCUGCUAGUGCUGCAAGACGACUGUGACUACGACAACGACGACCAAGACGACGUGACAUGGCAUUGUCUUUUUUAUCGUAACAGCCAAGAGGGAAGUCAAUCAUCUAAUCUAAUUUGGCUGUUGGCGUAACCGAAUCCUGGCACUUUUACAUACUUUACUUAUUCCAACGCUUUCUCAUUGUAACAAGUCUACAUACAUAUAUAUGUGUACAUAUGUACAUACUGAUACACACAUAUUUAUAUAUACAUAAUGUAGAGAUAGGUUAUUGAAACAAGGCCUCUAGGAUAUUAAAUAAAGGAAAAUAUAUAAUAUAGUAAUAUUUAAAAAAAGAUAUACUUAAUUAAAUGUCAGUGGAUGAGCUGAAUGGUUGCUGUUGAUGGUGUAGCAUUGUUGGGACGAAAAAUAAAAAUAAGAGCUGGAGUAACAGACCGGGAUAAUAAAAAAUGACAAUUGCUACGAGAGGUCAGGGGGUUGGCAUAGAUCCGCCAGAGAGCCAGCAAACUACACAGGUGGUACAAGUGGCACAGGUUGAACAAGAGGAUGCGCUAAAUCGUAGAAUGACUAAUACUGAAAUGGAACUGGAAGAUGCGACACGGAGACUUGCUAGAAAGAUGACUUUAUUUAAAUCACAACAACAGCCAUUAGAGAACUCAAAUUCGGAGCUUAACUUGACUGAAAAUGUUGUACAAACAGAGUCAACUACUAAUGAGACUGCGACAUCAACUGAUGAAAAUAAUCAGCUCAGAGUUGAGCCGGAUUUUCCGCACGCCAAGCUGGCGAUGUUGGAUGAAAAAAUAACAAGCUCACGUUGGGUUGUUCCUGUUUUGCCGGACCAAGAGCUCGAGUGUUUAUUGGAAGCCAGUAUAGAUUUGUGUAAAAAAGGGCUCGAUGUACACAGCGAGGCAUGCCAGCGCUUUUUUCGCGAGGGCUGUACAAUUUCCUUCACUAAAAUUCUCACCGAUGACGCCGUCAAUAGUUGGAAGCCUCACAUCCAUAAUUGCAUUAACGCAAAUUGCGAAAGAUUGAUUGAACUGUGUGUUCUAAAGCUGGAUCAAGAUUGGUUUCCACUUCUUGACUUACUUGCUAUGGUGUUUAAUCCGAACAAUAAAUUUCACACUUUCAAUGCAGCUAGAAUUUCCGAAUCCGUACCACCUGGCUCUAGUAAUAUUCCGGAUGAAGAACUUUACGCCCGACCACCACCCGAUCCAAGAAAUCCUCGUGGUUGGCUCGUUGAUCUUAUCAAUAGAUUUGGUAACUUGGGUGGUUUCGAUAUUUUAUUGUCAAGAUUUCAAAGCGGGCGUAAUCUCACUAUUCCUGUAAUAUACGCAUUGCUACGGCCAUUUGGUCUCUGUUAUGAACUGCUGACCGUUCAUACGAUAAUUAAAUAUCUAAUGCCCAUAACUGAUAUAGUGCCUGUAAUAUUGGACGAACUUACGGAUGAAGAGCUAAAAAAAGAAGCAAAAAACGAGUCUAAAAAUGACGCUAUUUCGGCCAUUAUAAAAGCCAUGAAAAAUUUAGUAUCACGUGUACCGCACCAAGAAGUUAUGAUAAGAAAUUUAGAAGUAUUAAGACUGAAAAUGAUUUUAAGACUUUUGCAAAUUUCAUCAUUUAACGGUAAAAUGAAUGCACUCAAUGAAGUUAAUAAAGUUAUAACAAGUGUUAGUUAUUAUCCGCAUCGUAAUCCAACGCUCGAGGACGAGGAGUGGUUAACCGCAGAGCGUAUGGCUAAGUGGAUAAAGGACAAUGACGUGUUGGAAAUAGUACUACGGGAUUCAUUGCACCAGCCUCAGUACGUCGAGAAGUUGGAGAAAAUUUUGCGAUUCAUUAUCAAGGAACGUACAUUGACACUUGAAGAUCUUGACGCCGUGUGGGCUGCGCAGGCAGGAAAGCACGAAGCAAUUGUUAAAAAUAUUCACGAUCUACUUGCUAAGCUAGCGUGGGACUUCAGUCCCGAGCAGCUGGACCACCUCUUCGAGUGUUUCCAAACAAGCUGGAAGACGGCGAAUAAAAAACAACGAGAAAAACUACUGGAGCUGAUACGCCGAUUGGCCGAAGAUGACAAAGACGGCGUAAUGGCACACAAAGUAUUGACUUUGUUUUGGAAUCUAGCCCACUCAGACGAAGUACCAACAGAAAUAAUGGACCAGGCAUUAAAUGCUCAUGUUAAAAUAUUAGAUUACUCGUGUUCGCAAGACCGCGAUGCGCAAAAAACAGUAUGGCUCGACAAGUGCGUCGAAGAAUUAAAGAGCGGCGACAAAUGGGCGCUACCGGCAUUGAAACAAAUACGUGAAAUUUGUACUUUGUACGAACCAAAUCCAAAUAUGGGAAGUAAUCAACGCAGUCAUCACGUUUAUUAUCGCCAAGAAGUUAUUGAUCGUCUGCAAAAUCAACACAGUGUUGUCAUACUUGUGACAAAUAGUUUAACAAAUUAUAUGGAUAAAGUUAGACAGCUUGUCAAAGACAAUCCUGACAUCGACGCUAUGACAUUUAUGCCCGACGGACGGUAUAAUCACAUUAUUCAAGUACAGGAGAGACUUAAUUUUUUACGUUUCUUACUUAAAGACGGGCAGCUGUGGCUCUGCGCUGAGCAGGCGAAACAAAUUUGGCAGUGUCUGGCCGAACAAGCCGUGUUCGUGUCUGACAGAGAAGCCUGUUUCAAAUGGUUCUCAAAAUUGAUGGGCGAAGAACCAGAUCUUGACCCAGCGAUAAACAAAGAUUUUUUUGAAAACAAUAUUCUGCAGCUUGAUCCAACUUUACUGACCGAAAGCGGUAUCAAAUGCUACGAACGUUUCUUCAAAGCUGUUAAUUCUAAAGAAGGAAGAUUGAAGACCAAGCGCCGCACGUAUUUGAUGGACGACGUUGAUUUAAUCGGUAGCGAUUACUUGUGGCGAGUUGUCACAAAUAGUCCGGAAGAAAUAGCGUGUCGGGGUAUUGAACUUCUGAAGGAAGUAAACACAAAUUUAGGACCAAAGUUACAGUCAACUGUACUGAGUUUCCAUGAAACUUUUAUUGCUGAAUGUAUGGAUAGACUAAAAGCUCACUAUGACACUGUGUCCAUUUUAACGGGAGAUUGCGCUGAUGAUAAAAAUAAAACUAAGGAUGAAAAAGAGUACAACAAAAUAACAAUGGAGGCAUUGAAAAUGUGUCGUGUUAUGAGAGUACUGCAAGAAUAUAUCAAUGAAUGUGAUACAGCAUUUCCAGUUGAACGUAAAAUAUUGCCACUGCAUCGUGCUGCUCGUGGUAAACAUUUGUCAUUGAUAAUACGUUUUAUAAGUCCUGGUAGGAAUAUCGAUGACAUUGAUGUUUACACACACAGCAAUGAUACUUUGGCAUCAUUGAGACGUCAAAUAUUGCGGCGAAUAAAAGCAAACGGUACAAAUGUUAAAUUAGAUUUGUAUAUCAACGGGGAAUCGUUGGAUCAAGCUGACGAUCGUAAGUUACUGUCACAGAUACCUCUGAGAGAUAAAAUGUUGCUGUCGGCAAAGCUGAGCCAAAUGCACAGCAACAUUCCCAGCUCGCCGGACAGCAGCUCCGACAGCUCGACAAGUUCUCCGCAUCAUCCUUACGACGGUCCUAAUCUUGAAGCGGAGAACAGUUUGCCGGGGGUUGUCAUGUCUCAGCGCCCGCACUACGUCACAUUUUUCUUUCAACUCGCCGACCUGGGUUGUACUCUCAAGCAUUCUCAGCUUCGUGACGCAGCUCGCAAUCUUCUGCAACUGGUCCCGCCAGACACACUGACAGUAGCGCGGCUGCAGUGGCUCUUCGGUCAUUAUAAAGAAGAAGAGGGAACUGUUAACCAGCACUGCAACGAACAAAACACCAGUGUCGAUACUCUGUUCUUUGCAGCGAGUCCUAAUCAAGUUCUGUACAAUCUUGAGGUACUCUACACGUUAUUGAUGCCAGCAUUAGAUCCCACAUCCGAAAAGGCCUUUGAAUUUCAGUAUAAUUUUAUAAAAAGUGGAGAAGCUGGGGUUAUACUAGACAUGCUGACGAAAAAUAAAUUUUUACCUAACGCUGAUGAGACAACAAAACGCUCGGCGUAUUUAACUGUUUUAAAAUUAUGUAAAUUAUUAUUGACUGUUGUGGGUAAUGUUGUGGCAUUUGUGUUAGACGACAUGCAGCAAUCAGACAAUCAUGAUACUCAUUACCACAAUAACCGUGGUUUUAUUGUCAUUUUAAAGCAGGCAUUGCAGAAUGUACCCAAUCAAAACACCGAAUACAUGUUGCGCAGUGUUGCUACCAAGUUGACCCAACAUCUGGUCAAUCAAAUGCCACCAGGUGGUACUGAGUCUGACCGUUGCUGUCAAAUGUUCAUGCAGGCGGUUAAUUUUGAAUUACCAGACAUGGCGACAAUUCGUGCCAUAAUAAAAAUAGCCUGGGCAGCGUCAACUGGUAAUUUAAAUAACGUUGAUGCAUCAACAGAAGUACUUCAUACGAUGCACGAAGCUAAUCAAAGAGAACCACGUCCAAUAGAAGCCACUGACAUCUUAGUGUGUAAAGAAGCACUUGAAGUACUGACAAUAGCUCUAGUUCUAAAUCCAACUGCCUUGACAAAUUUAACACGUGACAAAAUGUGGCACACAUUUUUAACAGACCUCGUGCUGGUGAGCACGUCCAGGAUAGUGAGAAUGGCCGCUGCUGAACAAUUUUUACUUAUCUCCACGUACUGCAGCAAUAAUCAGUCAUUUCAAUUGAACUUGAUGAUUUUAUUUAGCGUUCUUAAUUCAACCGUUACCGAAAACGCACGUCAGAGUCAAGAAUACUUUCAACUUUUGUGCAGACUACUUAAUUAUGCUCACAUCUCGUCCUGUCCAUUGCCCUCUGCCGAGGCUCUGCUCAACAUCGAGAUCGCCUGGUUGAAAAAAGUGCGCGAUAAUGUUAUCGAGACCGGCGAGACUCAAGUCGAGGACGCGCUUCUCGAGGGUCACCUGAGUUUCACAAAAGAACUUCUGGCUUUUUUACCGAGCUCUAAAAAAUACGAGCUUGGCUCUGAUGAAAAACGCGGGGGUACUUUGAUAAAGGAGCUGGUUAAUGAUUUUAUUUUUCCCGCCUCACGUUUAAUGCUGCAGUUACGCAGCACCGGAGAAUUGUCAUCCCCCCAAGCGAGUCCUGUGUGCACGACACCGCAGUCAACCAGCGCGGCGUUUGAUCUUCUCGUUGGUUUGUGUGUAGGUUGUGUCCCUAAUAUGAAACUUCUAGUCACAAUGCUAACAGAUAUGUUUUAUUCGGAGCGAGACGAGCCACUUGAAGAGUGGGAUUACUUACCACCGGUUGGACCACGACCACUGAAGGGUUUCGUCGGUUUAAAAAAUGCCGGGGCCACUUGUUACAUGAAUUCUGUUUUGCAGCAGCUGUAUAUGGUCGAGAGUAUUAGGGUUGGGCUGCUGACAGCCGAAGGAGCUGCCACUGAUUUGAAUGAAGACUUCUCGGGUGAGGAACGUGUCGAUGGUGAACAGACUAUCGAAGCGAGUGAUAAUGACACUAAUGAAGAAAAGUGCGGCGUCGAUGAGUCGCGUAAAGAAUACAACAUUGGUAUUUUGAAACAGGUACAAGCAAUAUUCGGACACUUGGCGUACAGCAAGUUGCAGUACUACAUACCUCGUGGUUUGUGGAAACAUUUUAAGUUACAAGGUGAACCGGUUAAUUUAAGAGAGCAACAGGAUGCCGUUGAAUUUUUUAUGAGCUUAGUCGAGAGUCUGGACGAAGCUCUGAAGGCUCUGGGCCACGAACAAAUAAUGGGAAAAAUUCUCGGUGGGUCUUACAGUGAUCAGAAAAUAUGCAAAGGUUGUCCUCACAGGUAUUCAAAAGAGGAACCUUUCAGUGUUAUUAGUGUAGAUAUUCGCAACCACAGCAACCUGCUCGAUUCUUUAGAGCAGUAUGUCAAGGGCGAGCUUUUGGAAGGAGCGGAUGCCUAUCACUGCGACAAGUGCAACAAAAAAGUUGUUACUGUAAAACGUCUGUGUGUUAAAAAACUCCCGCCUGUGUUGGCUAUUCAACUGAAACGUUUUGAAUACGAUUUUGAACGAGUCUGUGCAAUUAAAUUUAACGAUUACUUUGAAUUCCCGAGGGAUUUAGACAUGGAGCCUUACACUGUUAGCGGGCUUGCUAAACUCGAAGGGGAAGUUAUUGACUGUGAUUACGAGGAAAUUAACAAAGGGACUUGUACAAAGUAUCAGCUUACUGGUAUUGUUGUUCACAGUGGUCAGGCUAGCGGUGGUCACUAUUAUUCUUAUAUUUUACACAGACAAAAUGACGGUACUGCCAAGUGGUAUAAAUUUGAUGAUGGAGAUGUAAUUGAAUGUAAAAUGGAAGAGGAAGAGGAAAUGAAAACCCAGUGCUUUGGUGGUGACUAUAUGGGUGAAGUGUUUGAUCAAAUGUUAAAACGUAUGAAUUUCCGUCGUCAGAAAAGGUGGUGGAAUGCGUACAUGCUUUUCUAUACGAGAUUAGACGUUGAAGAAAAUUCUCUUAUGAAAAGUUUUAAUGAACUUUCAUUAUAUACUAAAUUGGGAGUAAUGGAAAUGCCACCGGCAAUAGAACACAGUGUCCGUAAACAAAAUAUUAAAUUUAUGCAUAAUAGAAAUCAAUUUAGUGCUGAAUAUUUUCAAUUUAUCAGAAAAUUAGUAUCGUGUAAUGCACCGCAUACAUUAAACCGACAGAAUCUCAAUGACAAAAUACCCGCGGAAGCUGAAGAACUGUCAAUGCUGUCAGUGCAAUUGGCGUCAAGAUUUUUAUUUUACACCGGUUUCCAUACAAAGAAAACGUUACGAGGUACUGCUACUGACUGGUACGACAUACUGAGUCAUCAUUUACGUUGCAGCAAAACAGUAAGGUCUUGGUUUGCUCACAACGUGCUCUUCAAUCAUCCUCACAGAUUCUGUGAAUAUUUACUGAGCUGUCAAACUACCGAAGUACGAACAGCAUUUAUGAAAAUAUUAGUAUUUCUCGCGCACUAUUCUCUGCAUGACGGACCAUGUGUACCACCGAGUCUCAACGCGCCUUCAAUUCUUCUCGACCCAACAGCAACACUGAGCGAUCAUUUAUUGCACGCGGUAUUGUCACUUCUUCAUCGCGAAAUAUCUGAUCACGGGCGACACUUGCCCCAUUAUUUUUCUCUGUUUCACUCGUACGCAAAUCUCGGGUUGGAAGAAAAAGCUCAACUACUAAAACUCAACGUGCCAGUGACGUUUAUGUUGGUCGCGAUUGACGAAGGACCAGGACCGACAAUUAAAUAUCAGUAUCCUGAGUUGACGAAACUUCAUCAGGUAGUCAGUAUGUUGAUACGUUGCUGUGACAUAUCAUCAAGAUGUCAGUCAAGUAUGGCUCCAUCAGGAGUUCCAGUUCUACCAAAUCCUUACGGUGACCCGACGUGCCAACCCGACUACCUGAUGCCUAUCCAACCUCAGGCUGUUGACAUUCUUUUCAUACGUACAAGUUACAUGAAAAAAUUAAUUGAAGAUGCGAAUGUCACUGAAGAUACAUUGAAAUUAUUGCAGUAUUGCUGUUGGGAAAACCCACAUCUGUCACGGACUGUCCUCAGUGAACUACUUUGGCAAAUUGGGUUCGCGUAUACCCAUGAACUGAGACAUCACAUGGAUCUUUUACUGUCGAUGUUACUAAUGGAAGACUCGUGGCAAACCCAUCGUAUACAUAACGCACUCAAGGGUGUACCGGACGAGAGAGAGGGAUUGUUUGAGACAAUAAUAAAGAGUAAGAACCAUUACCAAAAACGCGCGUAUCAGUGUAUCAAAUGUAUGGUACAAUUAUUUAGCAAAUGUCGACCUGCUCAUCAGUUACUGUACCACAGUCCUGAAUUGAAGAGAAAGUGGAACCAUGCUAUCGACUGGUUACAAGAUGAAUUAGAAAAGCGACCUUACACUUCCGCGCCACCGUACACUCAUGCGUACAACAAUUGGUCACCGCCGACGCAAUCAAAUGAAUCGACAAAUGGAUACUUUUUGGAACGCAGUAACAGUGCUAAAAAAACGUUAGAGCGUGCCUUUGAACUUUGUCCAGAAGAAGAGCCUGAAGUUGAAGAAGUUAAUGAGGAAUAUUAUAAGCGCGGCAGUAAUUCACAACAAUGGGGACCUGGAUCUGAACGGUAUGCUGGUCAACCGGAUGUUACAGGAACUCAACAAAUGCAAGAAGAAAGUGAACAACAGCAGCAACAGCAACAACAACAACAACAACAACCACAAGAAAAACAACAACCAACACCAUCACCUGUUCAUAUACCUCACGUGAGUCAAGUACCGAACUCUCAAAACCCAGAGUCACCGCAAAACAAUAGUCAGGAUCCAUAAUGAACGUUGGUGUCAAACAAUCGGACUGCACGCGAAGACGAUGACGUUUUAUUAAUUAAUGAAUUUUUCGCGGAAGCCGGUUGAUAAAAGUUUAAAUCUCAACUCAAUCGACACUACAAUUGUACAGCUGGAGUAAAAAGAUAAUUUUUUUUUUUUAUUUUUAUUUGUUACUGGACGCGCAUGUUAUAUUUUUAACGUUAUAUCACGUCAACUGUGUCGUCACCGGUCACUUGUAGUUUUUAACUUAAAAAAAAAAUUUAAUAAAUAAAAAAAAAAAUAAAAAAAUGAUGAAAAGCAAAAAAAAAAAUGAACUAAUUAAUUAUUUAAUAAAAAUAAUGAUAAGAAGCUGGAGAAAAAAGUGAAUAAAAUAUUACUUAGAUGUGACCGGGAAAACGAUCGAGUUGUACAAAUGUAUAGCGAAAAAUAGUGAUUUAUGGUGGGAUCCAGUCUCUUAUCAAUUAGGAAAUCGUAAGCGAUGGCAAUUUUACCGUAAUUAUUA
Messenger RNA from Microplitis demolitor, 9153 nucleotides. RefSeq names its product probable ubiquitin carboxyl-terminal hydrolase FAF-X (gene faf). The transcript is spliced from 9 exons. The coding region runs from base 798 to 8654 and encodes 2618 amino acids. NCBI's taxonomy places the organism in Eukaryota, Metazoa, Arthropoda, Insecta, Hymenoptera, Braconidae. Gene Ontology annotation, biological process: cell migration; protein deubiquitination. Gene Ontology annotation, molecular function: cysteine-type endopeptidase activity; cysteine-type deubiquitinase activity. The record is from RefSeq and is a predicted model, not a curated record. Gene Ontology annotation, cellular component: nucleus; cytosol.